This is a messenger RNA of Rattus norvegicus (Norway rat), 998 nucleotides long. It is a transcript of the gene Rpl31, whose product is annotated as ribosomal protein L31. The record is from RefSeq and is marked validated. Gene Ontology annotation, biological process: translation; cytoplasmic translation. NCBI's taxonomy places the organism in Eukaryota, Metazoa, Chordata, Mammalia, Rodentia, Muridae. Gene Ontology annotation, molecular function: structural constituent of ribosome. The transcript has 5 exons. Bases 30 to 407 code for a protein of 125 amino acids. Gene Ontology annotation, cellular component: cytosolic ribosome; cytoplasm; cytosolic large ribosomal subunit.
CCUUUCCUUUCCAACUUGGGCCCGGCAGAAUGGCUCCCGCAAAGAAGGGUGGCGAGAAGAAGAAGGGCCGUUCUGCCAUCAACGAGGUGGUGACCCGAGAAUACACCAUCAACAUUCACAAACGCAUCCAUGGAGUGGGCUUCAAGAAGCGUGCUCCUCGGGCACUCAAAGAAAUUCGGAAAUUUGCCAUGAAGGAGAUGGGAACUCCAGAUGUGCGCAUAGACACCAGGCUCAAUAAAGCCGUCUGGGCCAAAGGAAUAAGGAAUGUUCCGUACCGCAUCCGAGUACGUUUGUCCAGAAAGCGUAAUGAGGAUGAGGAUUCACCAAACAAGCUCUACACACUGGUAACUUACGUGCCUGUUACCACAUUCAAAAAUCUACAGACGGUCAAUGUGGAUGAGAACUAACUGCUGAAUGUCAAAUAAAGUUACAGAAUUGCCUCCAGGUUUUGCUUUUUCUUUUUGUUGUCUGCCCCAUAAGUGGAAUUUUUAGGUCUAAGGUUUAUUUUGUUGGAAAUUAAUCUGAGAAGCUCUGUUCUGGACACACAGGAAAUUGGAAGUAUGUGAAACAUUCUUUUCACAGAAGUCAGUGUAUUAGUUGGGGUUGUGGGGGUGUUUUUGUUUGUUUUUGAGGGGUUACUCUGUGGUGGUGCUGCUUGUUCUGUAGACUAGGUUGGCCUGGAACUCAGAAUUGACCUGCCUUUUCCUCCCUAGUGUUGCAAUUAAAUGUGUGCCACUGUGUAUGUUUGUGGCUUUAACUACAAAGCUGAGGUGUUAUAUAUGAGGUAAAGAUUGAGGUUAUAACUUGAGUGUGCUGAAUUAAUUUGUUGUGUGGGUCCCAGGAAUUGAACCAGAGUUGUCGACCCUGGCUUUCCAGUCAUCUUUGCCAACCAGUCUAUUUCAUUGCUGGAAUGUGCUGUGUUUCCUUAAGAUGGCAUUUUGAAAGCAUCAGUACAAAAAGAACGAUUUUUAUUAAAAACCUUGGGGGCCAACAUUGAA